GACUCGCGCUCUCCGCCCCCCAGCCUCCUCGGGGCCCUUUUGUCUGCGCCGCUUUCCCCCCUUUGUGGCGGUGAGUGGAGUCGCGGUCCCCGGGGGGAGCCCGCACGUCCUGCUGGGGACCGCUCCCCGGGGAUCCGGUUGCCGUAACCGGAUCGGGUCAAAGUCCAUCUUUCAAACGUGACCUCCCUCAGACCUCUGCAUCCCUGGCUGAGCCCGGCCGAGGCUCCGGAGCCUGGCGUAGUUUUAAGUGGAUGCCCCGAGGGUAUUGUCCAGCUACUUUCUAAAUGUCAGCCUCCGGCGGCGAGGGAUCAGGACUCCUGGCGCUUUUCCGCUCCCGAGGACCGAGUCUUGGGGAAAAAAGAAGUGAGACUUGGAGCCCCACUCCCGGAAACUGACAAGAGUGGAAAUUUGCUGCGAUACUUGUGGCAGCUGCGAUGGGCGGGGGGGGGGGGGGGGGCGCGAAGAACUCAAGCGAAUCGUUGCUUUAGAAACCUGGAAAUCGGAGGAGAGUAAUUCCCAGGGCAUCAUUCAUUGCCCGCAGACAGCCUUUGGCACUUCAUUCGCCCACGCAGCUCCUCAACUCCCCAGACUGCAUCCUUUUUUAAAUAAAAGAAACUGUUCCUCAUCUCCCCACACUGGCUAAUAGUGGCAUGGAAGAUCCAUUUGAAGAAGCAGAGCAGCCCUCUGCAGACCCAGGCGUGUUCAUGGACUCUGUGGAAGCAGGUGACACAACUCCUCCCACCAAAAGAAAAAGCAAGUUCUCAGGUUUUGGCAAGAUCUUCAAGCCAUGGAAAUGGAGGAAAAAAAAAAGCAGUGAUAAAUUCAAAGAGACAUCAGAAGUUUUAGAGCGAAAAAUAUCUAUGCGAAAACCAAGAGAAGAGCUGGUUAAACGAGGGGUUCUAUUGGAAGACCCUGAGCAGGAUGGUGAGGAUCCAGGAAAGCCGAGCCAUGCCACGUUAAAGAAUGGCCACACCACACCCAUAGGUACUGCCAGGUCAUCUAGUCCAGUCCUAGUGGAAGAAGAGCCAGUGAGAGUAUCAAGUCUUAGGAAUCUUAAUCCAGAAGAGGAUCCAAAGAAGAGACUAGGCUCAACUGGAAGCCAGCCUAACUCCGACGCAGAGUCUGGUCCUGAGCAUGUACCUAAGCAGCCUCUACUCCCCCCAAAAAGACCCUUGUCCUCUUCUUAUGAAGCAAGUGAAGGACAAGCAGAGGAGGCCACAUCUGGCAGCACAGCGAGGCCCGUCUCCUCCACUUCUGGCUCUGCCACCACACGGGCGGUCCCUGCUGCUGCCACAGAUUUAUCAAGGACUGCUAAUUCCUUCGUCACCCCUGCCCCAGCCCCCAGGACUCUGCCCGCUGCGCCUGCCAGCACUAGCACUACUGCCACCCUGAGUUUUACUCACACGGCCCCUGCUAAGCAACCCCCCAUCCCACCCCCUAAACCAACUCACAGAAAUAGCAACCCUGUUAUUGCUGAACUAUCUCAAGCAAUAAACAAUGGCACACUGUUGUCGAAACCAUCCCCACCCUUACCACCCAAGAGAGGCAUUCCAUCAACCUCCGUACCCACCUCCGAGCCCGCUGCUGCACUCACAAGAACAGCCAGUGAAAAAACUGUCUCUGUGUGUUCAGAACCACCGCUGAUGAUCCCGCCUUCCUCCCCUUCACCCCCACUGCCUACUCACAUACCUCCAGAGCCCCCACGGUCCCCACCAUUCCCUGCUAAGACUUUUCAAAUUGUGCCAGAAGUUGAGUUUUCCCCUUCUUUAGAUCUAUCCCAGGACAAGUCCCAGCAGGAAGAUCAGAAAAAGGAAAUCCCCAAGAAGAUAGAGGACCAGAGCUUUUCGGAGCACCAUGUACCCUCCAGACUGCCCCCACUCCCACUACAUAUCCGAAUUCAGCAGGCCCUCGCCAGCCCCCUUCCCGUGACCCCACCCUUGGAAGGCACACACAGAGCUCAUUCGCUGCUCUUUGAGAACAGUGACACCUUCUCUGAGGACAGUGCUACCCUGGGUCGGACUAGGUCACUUCCCAUCACGAUUGAGAUGCUAAAAGUUCCAGAUGAUGAAGAAGAAGAGCAGACCUGCCCAUUGGCAUUUGUUGAAGACAUGACAUCUACCUCAGUCACUCCUAAACUACCACAGUUUCUGCAAGAGGAAGAAAAGGAGAGUGACUCAGAUUCAGAGGGUCCCAUUCAGUAUCGAGAUGAAGAUGAUGAAGAUGAAAGCCAUCAAAGCGCCCUGGCCAACAAAGUGAAGAGGAAAGACACACUGGCCAUGAAGCUGAACAGCAGACCCAGUGAGCCAGAACUGAACCUGAAUUCUUGGCCUCGUAAAAGCAAGGAGGAGUGGAAUGAAAUACGGCACCAGAUUGGGAACACGCUGAUUCGGCGACUGAGUCAAAGACCAACAGCAGAAGAACUGGAGCAGCGCAAUAUACUACAGCCUAAAAAUGAAGCUGAUCGCCAAGCAGAGAAACGGGAGAUUAAGCGUCGGCUCACUAGGAAGCUCAGUCAAAGGCCAACUGUGGCUGAACUACUUGCCAGGAAGAUCUUGAGGUUUAAUGAGUAUGUGGAGGUGACAGAUGCGCAAGACUAUGACCGUCGCGCAGAUAAACCGUGGACCAAACUGACUCCUGCUGACAAGGCCGCCAUAAGAAAAGAACUGAAUGAAUUUAAAAGCUCGGAGAUGGAGGUCCAUGAAGACAGCAAACAUUUUACACGCUACCAUCGCCCGUGAAGCUAAAGUGUGAGAAAGGAACUAAAGGGCCAUCAGAAAAACAGAGCUGUGUUGUUGCUUGUCUCCUGAGCGACCAUAGCACUUCCUGCACAGCCAGAGCUACUCUGGGAUCUGGCUCAGGGGUGAACAGCACUUCUAUGAAUGUAGCCUGGCACUGGAGCGGAUUCUUGUGCUGCCCUUAGCGAAGAAUGAACCACCUGCUGCUUUUGAGCCUUUUUCCAGCACUGCAGCAGACUUGAGGACUCCUCUCUCACCAGCUGCAGAAGCUCAGGGCCCCUUGCGGCUUCUGAGCUUUACAGGCUGCAGCACACCCCACCCCAAGACAACUGCCCAUUGUUCAACUGCUGAGGCAUUGGGACCGUUAGCCUCACCUGCCUGCCCUAGCUGUGAGACCCUCUCAUGGAGGCAUUAGUUCCAGCUAAAUCCUCUUGCCAACCCUUCUAGCAAAGGGCCUGGCCUCCAGCAGUGCUUGGACUGCACUGGCGUCAGUUAAAGAUUGCACUGUACCUCCUCGCCCAUGGCAGUGAGCCUGAGCGAAACUGGGGUCUGACUUGCUCAUCUUCGUGGCACUUGUCAUCCCAGCUCCUUUCCUUUUUGAAACAAGAUCUUGUCCUAUGGCUCAGGCUGGCCUCAAAGUCCUGUCUCAGCCUCCCAAGUGCUAGGACUACAAGCAUGAGCCAUCAUGCUUGGCUUUCAUACUGGCCCACAUUUUAAAGUGAUCAUAAAGAAAUGAUGGAAAUUUAGUCAUUAAACAGUCUGAGCUGUAAUCAGAACCCAAGUGUUGAAAUGACAAAGCCAUGUACAUUUUCUAUAUACAAACCAAGAAAAAGGCCUUAAUAUUAAUGCCAGUUUGGCAGAGAACUGACUCAUGGGUUGGACUUUGCAGACUAUUAUACGUUUUUUGUACCAAAUGAUACUGUAAAUCACUUCAGCCAGUGGGAGCACCCGUGGGAGCAUUGUAUGCUGCUGGUGCCAUGCUUCUAGCCUCCUUGGUGCUGUUGGCCCUCUCUACUCCAGCAACGCUUUUCUCCAGCUGCACUCACCUCACUUGCCUUCUAGAUUCCAUGCUGCAGUCAGUGUGGUUGGUGCCUAAGUUUGUGGAUCAGGCCUUCUCCAUUUGUAUUGUGGUGCAGAAUUUUUCUCUUGAAACCUAUAGAGCUUCACUGUUCCCUUCUAAUUGCUAUUUACAUUGUAAGUGGCAGAGAACUACAUCUUGGUUUUUCUCUUUUAGUUCUUGUUUUAGUCUGCACCUCAUUGUGUAGCCUAAGCUAGCCCUUGACUUGAGGUCUUCCUUCCCCAGCUUUUCCAGGCUGGGGUCAUAGGCGUCAACAGUUGCAUACAGCUUUUACUUACCACCUUAAUAUUUUAGCAAAUUGUAUCUCUUAAAUUUUUUUUUUUUUUGUUUUAUUCUAUUUCCUGUCAAUAGUCUUUCAGCAAUUUUCUCUUUGUCAGCAUCACACUUACUAAAGAGUUAUAAUAUAGGGUGAACGAAAAGGUGAAAGUGACCUUAAAAGUAGUACUUUGUUCUCUGUGGGGCAAGUAGUAGUUUUGUUUGCUUUUCUGUUACUGCCAGGCAGUUUCUGGCCAUCUAAAAAAAGACUGCAUCCCCACCUCCUCAAAGCUUAUGAACACUUGGGUUAAGGAGGGAAAAAACCAAUGAUGGUUCUAAGUCUGUUAGACAUCUAGAUGCAAGGUUGCCGGAACUGCUGACCUUCAUCAUCAUCUUUGAUUGCAUUUUGUUCUGUGCUCAGGAGGGAAGCACAGGUCUCACAAGGAAGGCAGUUGCUCUGCCCCUGCUCUCUCACAGCUAGAUUCCAAACACCCUUUCCUAGUGGUUUGGAGUCUGCUUUGCAUAUGCCUCUGCUGUCUAUGGCUCAAAUGACAUUUUCUGUUUUGUUUUAUUAGACAGGGUCUCAUGUAGUCUAUGCUGGCCUUGAACUCACUUUGUAGCCAAGGAUCCCCUGCCUCUACCUCCCAAGUACAGGGACCAUAGCUGUGCCCACCAUACCUGAUGGCAAAGCGACUUUCCAGCCUUCUCGCUGCUGCUUUCCUCACUGUGCCAAGCCUGAGCGGUCUGCUUGUGUGCCAGCAAGGGCUCUGAGUCAUUGCUCAUCUCAUUCGUCUUCUGGAACAUGAUACGUUAGCCUGGCCUCUAGUCAGUGGUUUUGUUUUUAUGUAUAUAAAAGUUGAUUUUGUUCUCUUCGUGUAGCUUGAGGCUCACGAUCACAAUGUAAAGGAGUAAAAGCCUAGCCUAUUGACCAUUAAUGUGCUUCCCUAAUGUACAGAGUCUUGUAAAAUAAAUAAUUACAUUGUAUAUCAGUUUUCCCACCAAUCUUAAUUAUUAAAGUAUUUUAGAAUGUCAAAAAA
This is a messenger RNA of Meriones unguiculatus (Mongolian gerbil), 5105 nucleotides long. RefSeq names its product phosphatase and actin regulator 4 (gene Phactr4). The coding region runs from base 651 to 2738 and encodes 695 amino acids. Gene Ontology annotation, biological process: actin cytoskeleton organization; neural crest cell migration. The record is from RefSeq and is a predicted model, not a curated record. NCBI's taxonomy places the organism in Eukaryota, Metazoa, Chordata, Mammalia, Rodentia, Muridae. The transcript has 14 exons. Gene Ontology annotation, molecular function: actin binding.